Lampris incognitus (smalleye Pacific opah) is the source of this 1732-nucleotide messenger RNA. RefSeq names its product steroid-5-alpha-reductase, alpha polypeptide 1 (3-oxo-5 alpha-steroid delta 4-dehydrogenase alpha 1) (gene srd5a1). The transcript has 5 exons. Gene Ontology annotation, molecular function: 3-oxo-5-alpha-steroid 4-dehydrogenase activity. The record is from RefSeq and is a predicted model, not a curated record. Gene Ontology annotation, cellular component: membrane. Gene Ontology annotation, biological process: steroid biosynthetic process. The coding region runs from base 187 to 975 and encodes 262 amino acids. NCBI's taxonomy places the organism in Eukaryota, Metazoa, Chordata, Actinopteri, Lampriformes, Lampridae.
GAGCCGUAUCGGUGUCGUUUUGUGUGGCGAGCAAACGGGAUUGACUCGACUCGAUCUCUCCGUCUCCUCACUCCCGCACCCCCACAAAGUAACAUUUUCGUUGAGGGUCACGCCAUAAGCGACCAGGGCAGAGUUUUGCAUGCAUUUUGGGUUGGUUAAAUAACCCGCAUUUAAGUACCUGUUACAAUGGAUGCUGUCAUCAAAAUGCUGUUCACCACGGAGGAACAUGAGUCACAUGUUUUGGACUGCAUGGCUUACUUGAUGUUUCUCAUGGCAGCCUGCGUAUUCCUGAUCGAAAACAUGCCUUAUGGUCGAUAUGCCUCGAGUAGAUACGGCUUUUCAGUCAACGUUAAACUUGCCUGGUUUAUUCAGGAGCUCCCUGCAUUCUUGGUACCUCUGUGUUUGGUGGUGUGGACGUCCUGUGCCAAAACCUCACAGCUGCCCAAUCAGCUGCUGAUGGCAAUGUAUUUCUGCCACUAUUCUCAGAGGUCACUCGUCUAUCCAUUUUUAAUUCGAGGAAGUAAGCCAACACCGUUUGCCUCCUUCUUCUCUGCUUUUCUUUUCUGCACCUAUAAUGGUUACAUGCAGAUCAGGUACCUGAGCCAUUAUGCAGAGUAUCCUGCAGAUUGGAUUACACGUCCCUGUUUUAUCAUAGGAUUUGGGCUGUGGUUGGUGGGCUGGUUGGUGAAUAUCCACUCCGACCAUAUCCUGCGAAACCUGAGAAAGCCUGGCGAGACUGACUAUAAAAUACCCGUAGGAGGUGUGUUUGAAUAUGUGUCUGGAGCCAACUUCUUGGGGGAGAUAACGGAGUGGGCAGGCUUUGCUCUGGCUGGCUGGUCUGUUCACAGUGCGUCUUUUUCCGUCUUCAGCCUGGCGGCUCUGUCCCUCAGGGCUCUGUCCCACCACAAGUGGUACCUCGCUAAGUUCGAAGACUAUCCUCGACGCAGGAAGGCCGUGAUACCUUUUGUGUUGUAAAGACGUGAUUACGACACACCGGAACCUCAGAGAGGUCAAGGAGGUGAAAUUCAACUCAUUUUUACAAGGACUUCAAAACAACAAAAGAACACAGGUUGAUUUUUUUCCCCCUCUCAUCCAUCAAAGCUGUGAUGUGCAAACAGAACUUGAACGAACCCUGUUUCUUCAUCCAGUCUAGAGGCCUCCAGGUGCAGCCUCCUUCGUUUAUCAGAGCCGUAGGCAAGCAACAGUUGGAUGCUAUCAUGAUUUUUUUUUUUGUUCCCCUACUGUGGCUACGGCUACACUACUUCCUGCCCCAGCAGAGGCCACGUGACGUUUCAGUCCACACGCAGGAUGCAUCCAUUUUCAGGAAUGCUGCCCUUAAUCUUCCGCGGAACAGAUUAUACAUACAUCCGUUUUCAUUGAGGAUACGACAGCGAGUGCCUCGUACCUCACCGGCAUCACACUGGAUUUCUGUGGCACUGGAUCGGCUGUUAACAACUCCGCACGUUUUAUAGAUCCGCUGCACAUUCUCCCCAAUGCACUCCAAAGCGCACUCUGGCUGGGGUCCCUUGCCGUUUUAUUCCCACAUCUGUUUGGUCCAGCUGUCUCAUGGGUGCAUAUAUUAUAUCCACUCCCCGUGUGUGGGACAGUCUCCAACAAGGCACGGAUCCUGACACGUCACGUCUAUUGGACACUUAUAAAUGGGGGACGGCUGAUGGGGGGUUUUUUUUUUUUAAACCUCUUUGAGAAUUUCAUCUGGAGGGGGAAUAAAUGA